Messenger RNA from Echinops telfairi (small Madagascar hedgehog), 6405 nucleotides. RefSeq names its product GA binding protein transcription factor subunit beta 2 (gene GABPB2). The coding region runs from base 357 to 1709 and encodes 450 amino acids. Gene Ontology annotation, cellular component: nucleus. Lineage: Eukaryota; Metazoa; Chordata; Mammalia; Afrosoricida; Tenrecidae. Gene Ontology annotation, molecular function: transcription cis-regulatory region binding; protein binding. The record is from RefSeq and is a predicted model, not a curated record. Gene Ontology annotation, biological process: positive regulation of transcription by RNA polymerase II. The transcript is spliced from 9 exons.
UUCCCCCUCGAAAGACCCUCAGUCCGCAGGAAAUGAACCUCGGAGGUGUGUCAGCCGUCUCCUCGAACGCAGACGCGGGCUUUCGAAUGAAUUCCCUCCACGGAUUCCUCCGCCAGAAACUGGCCUUGCCGCGCCUCCACUUCCGGGUCUGCCAUUUUGUUGCGUCCAUUUCUCCACGAGGGGGGGUUAAAGGCCCCCCAAAGACGCCUAUGUGAAAAGGCCAACAAGUAACCGUCGGUGACAGGGGGUCUGAACUGGAGAAGGAAACGGGAGCAAACUGGCGGGCUCGGCGGGAACGCAGCCGGCAGCGCCCCGGACGCGGAGCUUCCUAGAAACUUUUGUUCCUAUGCAUAAAGAUGUCUUUGGUGGACUUGGGAAAGAGGCUGCUAGAAGCAGCAAGAAAAGGCCAAGAUGAUGAAGUGAGAACGUUGAUGGCAAAUGGUGCCCCAUUCACCACAGACUGGCUUGGAACAUCACCCCUCCACCUUGCCGCCCAGUACGGUCAUUAUUCCACAGCAGAAGUGCUCCUUCGAGCAGGAGUUAGCAGGGAUGCCCGGACCAAAGUGGACAGGACCCCCUUGCACAUGGCUGCAGCUGAUGGACACACACACAUCGUGGAACUGCUUGUUAGGAAUGGUGCAGAUGUGAAUGCCAAGGACAUGUUGAAGAUGACAGCUUUGCACUGGGCCACAGAGCACCACCAUCGAGAUGUUGUAGAGCUGCUUAUCAAGUAUGGAGCUGAUGUCCAUGCUUUCAGCAAAUUCGACAAAUCUGCCUUUGACAUAGCCCUGGAAAAAAACAACGCUGAGAUACUGGUCAUUCUCCAGGAAGCAAUGCAGAAUCAAGUGAAUGCUACUCCCGAGAGAGCCAACCCUGUGACUAACCCUGUGACGAUGGCUGCUCCGUUCAUCUUCACUUCAGGAGAAGUUGUCAGCCUCGCUAGCCUGGUUUCUUCAGCCAACACCAAAACAACCUCAGGUCACCCCCAUGCCUCAACAGUACAGUUCUCAAAUUCUUCCACCUCAGUGCUGGCCACUCUUGCAGCUCUUGCUGAGGCAUCAGCCCCCCUCUCCAACUCACCCAGAGCCACAGUCAAUUCAGAGGAAAUCUUAGAAGGAAAUUCUGUUGAUUCAUCAAUCCAGCAAGUGGUGGGAAGUGGAGGCCAAAGAGUCAUCACCAUAGUGACGGAUGGAGUCCCUCUGGGUAAUCUACAAACUGCACUCCCUACUGCAGGCAUUGGGCAGCCGUUGAUUGUGACUGUGCAGGAUGGGCAGCAAGUUCUAACUGUACCUGCUGGUCAGGUUGCAGAGGAGACUGUAAUUGAAGAAGAAAAAGAAGCAGCAGAAAGAUUGCCACUGUCAAAGAAACCAAAGCUGGAAGAGAUGACAAACAGGGUGGAGGAAAGUAAGGGAGGCAGUGAGCGAGCACUACUGCAGCAGCAGCUCCAGGAGGCCAAUCGCAAAGCGCAGGAAUAUCGACACCAGCUCCUCCAGAAGGAGCGAGAGGCAGAACAGUACCGCCUCAAGCUCGAGGCCAUGGCCCGGCAGCAGCCCAAUGGAGUUGAUCUCGCCAUGAUUGAAGAGGUGGCUGAGGUAGAUGCUGUAGAAGUCACAGAAGGGGAAGUAGAAGGGAGAGGAACACAAAUGACCAGGGCACCAGAGACCAUGGAGCCUCAUCCUGGAGUUUCCAUGGAAACCGUUUCAUCUUAACAUGCAAGAGCCACAACUUGCACUAUGUCCACCUUUUUCACCUUAUAAAAAAAAAUACCAGGGACAAACAUGGUCUAAAAAUUAAGAAUGGCCUUAAGUAGAGAACUAUAGCAGGGCACAAUACUGUGGCUCAGGAAAGCUCUCUAUGCAACUGGAAAAUUCAUGGCCACAUUUAGGGGACAAUUUUUUCUGAGGGGCCAAAAGAAAAAGGACCAAUUUAUUCAGCUCACUGUCAUUCCUGUAAGAGUAGUAGUAAAUGAAUGCUGGAUGUUGUGGAUUCUUAAAUAAUGACUUUCUGUCAAAAGAUUUUUACAGUAACAUUCCAGAGCCUUAAUAAUUGUACCAUCAAGUGACCUGAAAAUUUGCCUUGAGUUUAUGAUGUAUAUCUGUGGUAGAAGAAAACUAAUUGUGGGGCGGGAGGGAGAAAGCGAGGAAGCCAGCUUUGGGCACUACAGAAGGAAAUCACUGCCAAAGAACAGGCUCUCCCAACUGUUAUGAGGUACUUUGACCAGAAACACGCAAUUGCCUAGCAAACUGACAUCAUUGCAGGUCGCAGCUCAGAUGCCUAAAAAAUUACAAGGGAGUUUUCAAAACCAGGAAGGAAAGAAACUUGUUUAUGUGGGAGGAGUGUGUGUAAGACCAGACCGUCUCCAGGCUGUGCUUCCACAGUGUGCUGGAAAGCGGCCCGGAAGAGGCUCCGGGGUCAGGAAACAGUCUGGUCCGGAGACCAAACUCCACUCUGGCUGGGUUUUGUCAAAUCGCAAACAGGAGGCUAGUCUGUUGUCAGAACAACUUGCUUUCAGACAUAAUCUUUAUGUAACACAAAGCUCAAGCUCGGUAAUUUUAUGAAAUUCUGUUUUACUUUAUCACUAUCAUCUGGGACACAUGUGCCUUUCUGUGGGGUUUAGAUGUUAGCCUCUCAAAUGCAAAAAGAAAAAGAAAGGGGGGAAAAGCGAGAGAUGAAUCCUGAGGCUCUUGCUUGGCCCAGUUUCGGUUUGCUUUGGGGUGAGGACCCUGCCCCGUUUUCCAGAGCGUGGCCUGGUACAGAGCUCUGCCUCCCAGGUACCCAGUGCAUGUUGGCAAGGGGAAUGAGAUCCACCAGGGCCAUGGCGCGCUGAACCAAAGAUUCUGCCCAGAUACCGGUCUCCUUUUCGCCCGUCUCCUGCUCCCUUGCUUCCUUCUGUCCAGAGGCUUUGGGAAGUGUUGCAUUGCGGAGUUUUCUUAGUGUGGGCGCGGAACGUUCUCAAAUGAAAUUAACAUGGAUGGAGAUAGAGGAGUUGGAGGAGGGUACAUUACAAGAGGAUAUUGCCUUUGAAAUUUAGCCCGCGGCAUUCUAGACUUGCUUGCUUUGUUGUAAAUUAGAAGAAGGAAACCAGAGGGAGAUGUGCCAAGUAAACAAUUUGAACGACUAUUUAGAAUGCGUUUUCUUUAUAGUGAUCAUGGGAAAACAUGCAUUUUUAAUUUGGAAAAAAACUUGACAGUUAACAUGGCUCCAUUUACCUUGAUUAGCAAAGUAAUUUGCUGCAGUUUUCCAGAGGUGCAGAAUCAUUUUGGGCUCAAAAUAGACUGAAAACAUAACUCCUUAAACCAAAUUUAACAAACCACAAUUGGCUAUUAGAAGUUUAUAGGCAAAAAAAUAUAUCAGCUUUGAAAUUGGCCUUGGCUACUGGCCACCUUAGCUAGAUUUCCUCCACCGACCUGAGGACAAUGUACUUCCCGGAUGAGGGGGGUUACUCAGGGCUGUUGGGGACGGUGGAAGAACGGCAGUGGAGGGCCCCAGGAAGGGUGAGGAUGAGAGUGUGGGAUCUGUUCGCGGAUCACCCUGUCCCUGUCUGUGGUGUUUUCCUCUGUUCCCUUUGGGAACCAGGUGCUAACAGUAGGCUGCUUUGGCGCCAUUUCAGAGCCUCGGCUUUACUAGCGGGACCAAGUAUCAUUUCAGAUGUCUUCUGUUUAUGUUAUUAGUUCAUAUGCUUGUUCCUUUGAAAAAUAGAUAUAUACAUAAAUUGUUUUUGGAACGGAAUCUCUUGGUAAUGGUGUUGGAGGGUAACUCUACAGAAGAUAUCCAGGCCCGGCACUCACUCUAGGAGAGCUCAUGAUUGAGGGCAGCCCCCUCUAAGCACAGUCAGGUUCCGCCUUUGGGAGGGGAUUGUGUGGUUAUAGCUCUUUCUAGGAGGCUAGUACUCCUGUCCUCUGAGGAGUUUGUGAGGGGAGGAAGUAGAGAGGGAGACGGGAAGAGCUGGAGAGGGGUAGAUUUUCUGUACUCAAAGAAUCCAUUGUUGUUUUACUUGGGGAAUAGACCUUUUAGCACCUCAGAACAAGGAAAUCGGUUUUGCUCUCCAAUGGUGUUAUCAUGGAGUGAAAGGUAGGUCAGGACACCUUGAAGUAGCUAGAAGAUAAAUAUUAAAGUGCAUUAAGGACAAUACCAUUUCCCAGUUUUGCUUAUUUUUCUGGAUCAACCAUGGAAGUUGGGAAAUGUUUAGAUCUUCUCUGAUUUGUUGGAUUCCAACGAACUUAUUACCAGCUUUGAUUACAGAGGAACAGAACCGUUCCCACUCCCCGAACGUGUUUCAGAGUUGGUAUUUGAGCAGGAGAAAUUUGGAGUCUAGGAUGAUUGCCUGCUUUAAAAUAAAGCUGCUUUAGCAAUAUCAGUAUUAAUGUCAGAAAUUUUAGACUCUGCAUUUGCAUUUUGGUCUUCAGCCUUUCCCCCCAAAAAGGAAAGAAAGCUUAAUUUCUUGUUCCUAGCUCCAGGGAAAUUAAUUAUAAACCUGAAUUCCCUUCCCAUCACUACCUCUGUGGGAUCUCUAAAUUGUCUUGCCAGAAUUAGGGUCUUUUAAUUAAAAUAUGGGAGAACUUGCUUUAGGUUUCCUAUGUUUUUCAACCCCGUGCCUUAAGAGUUGUUCUUUUUUUCUGUCAGAUCUGUGUUAAGUUUUGGUUCUUUCCUUUAUGUUUUAACCUUAACGUUGUUUUAGUGAUGUGUGUGUUCAGUAAUGUCAGAAAUCGGUGGUAUUUGUGUGAUUUUUUUCUCUCUAUUGAUAUGAAAGAGACUAAUUUACAGAGGAUUCUCCAGCUGUAGCAGCGGCUAUUGUGUGACUAGGGGCAUUUUAGAAUACCCCUUUGCUGAGUGUAUGUAUUUAUAUAUCCACAAAAAUUCCCCUACCAUUCUCUUGUUUUGAGAUUUGGCUCUAAAGUACCUGGAAUAACCUGGAAAUAUUUUAUUUUAUUAAGCACAUAGAGAAAGUUUCUUAGGAUUGUGAGAAAACAUGCGCAACCUCGGAUCUGAUGAGGUAUUUUGUCUUCUCCCCUCUCUUAGAGAGGUGUCUGCUAGACGGUGCUCUAAUAGUCAAUAACGAGAAACCUGAGGAGUGAGGCCCCAGGAGAGCCAGUACCUGGCUUUAAAGGGAUGACAGUAUGUUUGCUGGCAGAUUCAGAAUGGUGUCAGAGGUAGGGAUGGGGCUGCCCUUCCACAGGGCAGGAGGCCUCCUGGCCACUCCUCUGGCAGGUAAAGCCCAGGGGAAAGGCCAUGGCGAAGGGGCAGACAUUCUAUACCUCUACUACCCAGUUUAGGAAUCUCGUCAUUUUAAGGUGAAGCAUGUGUAGCUCCCUCCUGUAGACAUUAUGAGCCUCCAGAGCUAGAAGAUUCAUGGCAUAAAAUGAACUCUUGUGCGGAAUUUAUUAUUGAGUGGGAAUCUUUUUCUUGGUCAGGCGUUACUGGAAAAUGGCCUGCUAUUCCCCACUCCUGUAGGCAGAGUUCCAUCUUGGUACUGCCAGAAAAGCUUUGGAGUGGAUUUAAUAUCAAGAGCACCUAUGCUAGGCUCUUAACUAUUACCAUUUUAUGUGGCUAAUUUCCCCCUCUUCUGAGUUAGCACCCUAUUUCCUACACCAAUUUAGUCAACACGAGACCAGGAACGAACAAGAAGGAUGUGAAUUGGAAUCCAAUAGCUCUGAACUUCUGGUGCUGCCCUUUCUGAGCCUCGCUAAGAUCGAGGGGUGGGGUAACAUGCCUAGACUCUACAGUAGCAAUUUGGCUUUUAAUGGCAAGAAAUUGUGGUUCCUGUCCCUAUGCCCACCAACAGCUUUUGCUUCUGUGACCCCAUUGUUGUUUUCAUUUCAUUGAUUCUUUCCCAGGUACUAGGACUUAGUAGGUCAUUUCUAAUCGGUGGGCCACUUUUUCUCUCUCCACUCCCCACCUCCCCCACCACAAAUUUUCUGUUUAUUCUGAGAUGGUUUGUGAUCAUUAAUCUAGGCCAUACCCUAUAUACCCUAUGCAUCCGAGUGGGUGUCAGGCAUAGUGUGCUAGCAACAGUGAUGGUAGCAACCCUUCCCUGCCUUUGCCCCGUGUAUUCUCCUCCUGUUGUCUGCCAAGUACCGUUUACAUGUGGCAAGGGUGUGUGUGUGUGUGUGUGUGUGUGUAUGGAUGGAUGGGUAGGGGGCUGCCUAGAUUCUUCUCAAAAUGCCCUCAAUUUUUAUUUUUCAGGUUGUCUGACAGCUUUAUAUGUACAGUAUGUUUUUAGAAAAGCUCAAAUAGAAUUCUCUUUUGUAUUUAGGAGUUUAAUGAAAUAAGGAUUGGUUCUGAUGUGUGUAUGUGCAGGUGAGCAUUUGUAUGUGUAUAACUAUACAGAUAUAUAUUAUAUAUGCAAUUUUGUAUUACAUUUAAAAUAAAAAUGUUUCUUAAUAAAAUGUCAAAGUCUUUACCAUU